This is a messenger RNA of Adineta steineri, 909 nucleotides long. The record is from the annotation of a GenBank genome assembly. NCBI's taxonomy places the organism in Eukaryota, Metazoa, Rotifera, Eurotatoria, Adinetida, Adinetidae.
AUGGAUAUCAUCAUUUUAAUAUUAGUAUCUAUUGGAAGUAUAACAUCGAUUGGAAUACUUUCCUUGAUGUUCUAUCAUCGUCGUCAAUAUCCAAUAAAUACUUCAAGUAUUCUUAUUUGUAAUACAUAUUUAGCUAUUAUACUCAGUUGUUUGACUUUGCUUGAUAUGUAUGCAUAUAAUCUCUAUGGUCUUUUACAUGAAAAUACUGUUGUUAAUAAUUGGUGGUGUUAUGGACGUAUAUAUCUUCUUGAUGUUGGAACUGGUUCAUUGUAUUUUUCAUGUUUACUAAAAGCAUGUUUUCGUUUAUUUAGUAUUGUUUUUUAUAAAAAUAAACGAUUACAGAGUUUUCAAUUUGCAUUACAAAUUGUUAUUCUUCAGUGGAUUAUCGUUUUUCUCCUAUUAAUAUACCCAUUAGUUUUACAAUAUUAUACAUAUACAUCAAAUUUAUAUCAAUGUCAAUUACCUUUUACUAAUUUUAAAGCAGUAAUGAGUGUAUCUACAAUUCUAUUUUUUAUUCCUAUGAGUAGUAUUGGAUUAAUCUAUUGCUACAUCAUGUUUUAUAUUAAACAUCGAACUAGUACAUUAAUGCAACAAAAUCGUGAACGAUCAUAUCAAAGAGAUGUUGUGGUUCUUCGUCGUAUCAUAAUUUUAGUUACAAUACUUGCUAUUUUAUCUUCUCCUACAAUUGCUCUAUGGAUGUAUUAUAUAGUUACAAAUUAUUUAGCUGCACAAAUAUAUCAUAUUCAAUGGUUAAUACAUUCCGUAUCUUUAUUGAUUUUAUCAAUAGCACUUGUAUUUUUAAAUUCUGAACUACAGAAACUGUUAUCGAUAUCAUUGCGACAAAAUCGACGUAUUCAACCAGCAAUAAUAAUGCAACAACAAAGAUUGAAGCAAUCAAAUGAAACAUGA